This is a messenger RNA of Fusarium oxysporum Fo47, 2013 nucleotides long. RefSeq names its product heterokaryon incompatibility protein-domain-containing protein. The record is from RefSeq and is a predicted model, not a curated record. Bases 1 to 2013 code for a protein of 670 amino acids. Lineage: Eukaryota; Fungi; Ascomycota; Sordariomycetes; Hypocreales; Nectriaceae. The transcript has 2 exons.
AUGUCUUUCUACACCGAAAUCGGAGGCCAUCCCAAACAGCCAUGCAUCAGGCUACUCAAGCUUUUCCAGGCGAAAAAUAUAAACGAUCCGAUCAAAUGCCGCCUAGACGUUUUCGAACUGGGCGAGCACCUGCCGCCGUAUGAGGCUUUAUCCUAUUGUUGGGGUGGUAACGAUCAGCGUCGUGAAAUCAGCUGCAAUGGCGAAUGUUUUAAAACCACCGAGAAUCUCUUCCUUGCGAUGGCGCACCUUCGAAAUGACAAUGCCGACCGGUUACUCUGGAUUGAUGCCAUUUGCAUCAACCAAGCUAAUCUCGAGGAACGCAAGUCUCAGGUUCUCCUAAUGGGAAAGAUUUACAGUGAAGCCACUAAAGUGGUUGUUUGGUUAGGGUCAAAUCCAGGCUCUGAUGGCGUUAACCAUGUGUUCGAACUCGUGGAGAAGUAUCCAAAAUUCCAAAGGGUGAAGGCAAGUCGCCAGAUGAAGCUUUUUAUGGAUAUGAACUUUCCUAGGUCAAACGCCUGGGAUUUUGCAACCGACGGAUCGAAGGAAAUUGGAAGCCCUUGCGAACAUGAAGUCGCGCAGCCACCUGUUCUUUCUCUCCAGGUCAUGAAAGGCAUCACUUCCGUAAUGCGACGAGAGCUGAACCUGUCCCGGGAAGCCGUUUUCAUGUGCGGCAAUCUGUCAGCUCCGUGGAGUGCAUUCAACGCCGCAUUGAGAAUGGCCUUCAUGGCAUACUUCCGACAGGAGAAUCAUAACCUUGUGAACGAAGACUCGGACUUCCGCCUAGAAGCAGCCACUGCUAUUGCCUGUUCACGUCUGCUUACCGGCCGACCGAGGGAAGAAGACUUUGGAGGGCCCAGAGAGCUCGGUGACCUACUCAUCAGUUACAGAUGGUUGGCAGCCACAGACAAAAGGGACAAGAUAUGCGGACUCUUGCCUUUGGCUGAGUCAACAUAUGGUAUCGAACCAAACUACGAAGUCUCGACGACAAUUUGUUAUAUACGUGCGGCUUUCGCCAUUCUACGCGGGAGUCGUACCUUGGACCUUUUCCGAGCCUUGCGAAGACCAACUUGCCUUGGCAACGCGAUGACUGGCCUUCCUUCGUGGGUUCCUGACUGGAGCGAUGACUUUUCUAACAUUCCGGAAAAGGACAAUAAAACGUUUCCGACAUUUAGGCCGAUGGCAUGUGAAAUAAUGGUUGAAUUUCUUUCGCUGGCGGCGGGCCCGGACAUUUCGUAUCCUCGGUUCCAAGCAUCAGGGCGAACUACGAGUUCACCGCGACUUCGGAACCAGGGUAGGACGUUGGUCCUCAAAGGCUUUAUCCUAGACAAAUUGAGCGUUGUGGGAGGUAACAUGCGAUAUCCGCACCCGGGGCCUGGCGAACCGAUUGAAGGAUUUUGCAAAGAAAAACUGAGACUGAUGAGAAAUGACUUGGAGAUAGUCAUUGGACUCGGAGAGCUCUGGAGCACGUUGAAGGGCUGGAAGGAGCUUGCUUUUGGCUGUGAAGACUUCCAAAAAGGGUCUGAGGAAACGCGAGAGGACGCUUUUCUGACGACGAUCUGCAAAGACCAGAUCUCUAUUAACAUUGAUCGGAAAGGUUUCCUUAGCCAAACUCGCACGUGCAUGAAAUUCUUGCUCGAUGAUUCAAAGACAGAUGCGACGCUGAAGAAGCUUGGCCUUCAAAACAUAAGUCCACGUUGGUAUUACUGGGCGAUUGGAAAGGCAUAUGAUCACAGGAUGGAUAUGGACAACCAUAUGUCAUGGCUCACAGCUCUUUUCCAUUUACGGUGGGCAGUCGACCAGCGGAUGGCGAGGACAAAGAGUGGAUACCUCGCGAUAAUUCCCGAGUCUAGCAAAGUAGAGGACCAUAUUGUACUCCUCAAAGGCGGUAAAACCCCUUAUGUACUGCGCAAGGUCGGGGAGCAGUGGAAGAUUCUUGGGGACUGUUAUGUUCAUGGAGUUAUGUUUGGUGAGUCUUGGAACGAGGCAAGUUGUCAUGAGAUAGAACUUAUCUAA